Plasmodium fragile is the source of this 963-nucleotide messenger RNA. RefSeq lists its product as uncharacterized. NCBI's taxonomy places the organism in Eukaryota, Apicomplexa, Aconoidasida, Haemosporida, Plasmodiidae. The transcript is spliced from 11 exons. Bases 1 to 963 code for a protein of 320 amino acids. The record is from RefSeq and is a predicted model, not a curated record.
AUGAAGAACCAGGAAAAUUUACACAGAAAAUGCAAAGACCAAGCUGAGGCCCAAUUGGAAGAGUUUAGAAAAGAAGCUUAUAGUGUGAUUGAGCAUAAAGACAAAAUUAUAAAAAUGUUGUGUGCAAUUCUGGAGGUACAAGGGAUAACAACCCUAAAUAUAAAGAAGUUCAUAUCUGGCCCGAAUUAUUCCAAGGAGAAACCCCACUGCGAAAAUGAUGAGAAUGAGUUAAACUCUCAUAACAGGGGGACAUCCUCAAGAAAGAGAAGAUUAAUAAAAAUUCCUCACCUUCGGAGCGUUAAGAAGAAGAAAGAGUUGAACUUAUUUUCUUCACCGCAUGAUGUAAAUGAAGAAGGAGAAUACGAGGAAAAAUGCUCAGAUUCUUGUUUAAGUUCCGAUAGGGAAUCCCUAAACGAGACACACUCGGACAACCCCACGACGGAAAAUAUGACAACGAGGGAUUUAUCAGGGAUUAAAGCUGAUAUACACGAGGACAUGAUACCCAGCGAUAGUGAAAGGGAGUCAAGUGGGAAAAAUAGCACAGGGGCACAGGAAUCAUUCCGAAACAAUGACUCCAAUUUAGAGUCCACGUGUAAAUCGAAUUUUCAAAAGGAUGUCCAGGGAUCCAGGUCCAAACUGGUUGCAAAAAUGAAUGACACAAUUGGAGGCGAGUGUCAACUGUGCCUAAUGCCCAGAACGGAAUCGCUCCACGGGAACGUGCCGCCUACCAUUUAUAAGCUGAGUUGUGAGCACGUUUUUCAUUUGAUGUGUAUCUACGAAACGGUGAUACGAAGAGAAUGCAGAAAGACGUGCUGCAUUUGUCACAGUGAAAUCAGCGAAUACGAUAAAAACGAAAUCAUGACGAAGGCGAAACGCGAAAAAAAAGAUAAUGAAAAAAAAAAUAAACUCAUGUUAAAGGUUAUGAAGUUGCAAGCUGAUAACCAAGCGCAGGCUGAAAAGUGA